Messenger RNA from Phascolarctos cinereus (koala), 7673 nucleotides. RefSeq names its product CUGBP Elav-like family member 1 (gene CELF1). Gene Ontology annotation, molecular function: RNA binding. Lineage: Eukaryota; Metazoa; Chordata; Mammalia; Diprotodontia; Phascolarctidae. The record is from RefSeq and is a predicted model, not a curated record.
AGUGAAGACAAAUCCAGAGAAGAGGGUGAAACUACAGCUCAAAGAAAAUGAAUGGAACACUGGAUCACCCGGACCAACCUGACCUUGACGCCAUCAAGAUGUUUGUGGGUCAGGUUCCUAGGAGCUGGUCUGAAAAAGAUCUGAGGGAACUAUUUGAACAGUAUGGUGCUGUCUAUGAAAUCAAUGUCCUGAGGGAUAGGAGCCAAAAUCCUCCCCAGAGCAAAGGGUGCUGUUUUGUUACGUUUUACACCCGGAAAGCCGCACUAGAAGCACAGAAUGCUCUUCACAAUAUGAAGAUCCUCCCAGGGAUGCAUCAUCCUAUACAGAUGAAACCUGCAGACAGUGAAAAAAACAAUGCAGUGGAAGACAGGAAGCUGUUUAUUGGUAUGAUUUCCAAGAAGUGCAAUGAAAACGAUAUCCGGGUCAUGUUCUCUUCCUUCGGACAGAUUGAAGAGUGCAGAAUAUUACGAGGUCCUGAUGGUCUGAGCCGAGGUUGUGCAUUUGUGACAUUUACAACACGAGCCAUGGCACAGACAGCCAUCAAGGCGAUGCAUCAAGCACAGACAAUGGAGGGCUGCUCCUCUCCCAUCGUGGUGAAGUUUGCAGACACCCAGAAGGACAAAGAACAGAAACGCAUGGCCCAGCAGCUGCAGCAGCAGAUGCAGCAGAUCAGUGCCGCAUCUGUGUGGGGGAAUCUCGCUGGGCUGAACACUCUGGGACCCCAGUACUUAGCACUUUAUUUGCAGCUCCUUCAGCAGACUGCCUCUUCUGGGAACCUCAACACCCUGGGCAGCCUCCACCCAAUGGGAGGACUAAAUGCAAUGCAGUUACAGAAUUUGGCUGCAUUGGCAGCGGCUGCUAGCGCAGCUCAGAACACACCAAGUGGUACCAAUGCUCUCACGACAUCUAGCAGUCCUCUCAGUGUCCUCACCAGUUCAGCAGGGUCCUCCCCAAGCUCCAGUAGCAGCAACUCUGUUAAUCCAAUGGCUUCCCUCGGAGCCCUACAGACGCUGGCUGGAGCAACUGCAGGCCUCAACGUCGGCUCCUUAGCAGGGAUGGCUGCCUUAAAUGGCGGCCUGGGCAGUGGUGGUCUUUCUAAUGGCACUGGAAGUACGAUGGAGGCACUCACGCAGGCCUACUCUGGAAUCCAGCAGUAUGCUGCCGCUGCACUCCCAACACUCUACAACCAGAACCUGUUGACACAACAGAACAUCGGUGCUGCCGGAAGUCAGAAGGAAGGUCCAGAGGGAGCCAACCUGUUCAUCUACCACCUGCCCCAGGAGUUUGGAGAUCAGGACCUGCUACAGAUGUUCAUGCCUUUUGGAAAUGUUGUUUCUGCCAAGGUUUUCAUCGACAAGCAGACAAACCUGAGCAAGUGUUUUGGGUUUGUAAGCUAUGACAAUCCUGUUUCAGCGCAGGCUGCCAUCCAAUCAAUGAACGGCUUUCAGAUUGGCAUGAAACGACUGAAAGUGCAGCUCAAACGCUCCAAGAAUGACAGCAAGCCCUACUGAGCAUUCUCCCUUCUGGGACUGGAGUGAGAGGGUCUUCUGGUAAGUGGGGGAAGAAGCGCCCGCCCUUAGUGAUUCGAAGCCCAAAGGCUGCGUGUUGGCAGCCCUGGACCCUGACCCCGCCACUCUCGCUGGCACCUCUUGCCCUGAAGACUCGGCUGCUGCCUCCUGUGGGAGUUCAGCUUCGUGCGGAGGACGAGUUUGUGCUUUGUUUGGUUUCCAGUGUUUUACUUUGGAGUUUAGGUGCCAUAUCGCGGAGAUUUUUUUUUCUUCAUUUAAAGUUUGCUGUGUUUGUAAACAGUGUGUGUGUUGAGAAGGACCAACACCAGACCGCCUUGGGGUGGGAGGGAGGAGGGGAAGGAGCUCCAGAGAGCAAGGACAUAUUGCCCUGGGGACAGGCACGGAGAGGCAGGGAAAAUAGCACUGACUCUGGACAUCAAGGGUCCCAGAGCUCCUCCUCUCUCAGGGGCUGUCUGCAGGACUGGCUGCUUAGAGCAAAACAAAACAGAAACAAAAAACAGCUUCAGAGAUUCUUGCCAUCCAUAUUUAGAACCUUGUCUUUUUGCCCCUCUUUGAAAAAGGAGCUAGCAAGAUUCUGAGAAUAAAGCGCCUGCUAACUUAGCUAGAAAUGUGCAUCAGAGAAGCAGACGUUAUCAGUUAGCAGCUUUCAUCACAGUUGGAUCCACUGAAAUAGAUCUGGAUGCCUAGUGCCCUUGCUGGAUAGGACUAGACUUAAAAAAACAGCGUUCUAUGGUCCCUCCUUUUUAACACACUAAAAAGUGUCCAUAGCCAAUUUUACAUGAGCUUCAGUAAGGAAGGGGAUAGUUUAAAGUGGGCCAGCCACCUGAUGUUUUCAUAAUUCUGUCCACUGAAUUUUUGAAAAAAGAGAAUCUCCUUCUGUCUUAUCCUAAGUGUUCACUGAGGCCAAUUUCUAGCUGAAAGGACAGCCAACCAGGAGCAUCUUAUCUACUGGCCAGAGUAAAUCAUUGGCCCUAAUUGUUUGGUGUCCCCUUCCUCGUGCACCAGAGCAGACGGCUGGUCCCUGCAACCUUGUGUCCUGCUUCUGACCAGAGCCAGUACUUAGUAUUUAAGAAGGAUGAGAAAUCUGCAUUUACACAGGGUCAGAUUUUCCAUAGUAUUUCCAUGGAUGUUGGUGGCAGCCAGACCCAGGUCUUGGACUUUUCUGAGGAACCAUUGUGGGUCCUUGCUUAAACCAUCAACACCCCACCUUCAUUGGUGGCAGAACGUUUACACUCUCUACAUAGUAUUCAUUUCAUUUACCUCAAUUUUUAUCUUGUCCAUUUCAUGUCCUUUGUGCUGACCCCCUGCAAGUUAGCAUCUGAGCUGCCUCUUACCCCAUCUCAUUCCUUCCCUGGGCCUGUAACCAUGAGCAGCCCCAGGCUCUGCCUCUUCUCCACAAGGUGGGGUUGUUAGCUGAGCCUGAGAAAGGAAACGCUCUUCAGAAUGUGUGCAUUGCAGGGGCACUUGUGUUACUAUUCGGGGUGAGUGUUGGCCCGCUCUUGGGACUGGAACUCUGGGUUCUUAACCUUCAGAAGUACUAGCCUUGAACCAUAGCAUCCACUAUCAGCAGGAAGUCAGGUGGGGGGCCUUCUCUGUUCCAUACUGGCUGUAGGGAUGGCUGGUGAAAAGUCAGUCUUGCUGUUUUCCACAUAGUGGGUGGAUCUGUUCCAUUAAUGGGCGAAUACCUGCUACUUUCUCCAAGUGAUAAUGUGGGUCUGUGUCCUUUAGGGAAGCACAUAAUGUACACCUCUUAGGCUGAACCAUGUAAACUUGAAUUCUGUGCACUGGGAGAAAUGUGUCCUGGUUUUCAGAGGAGAAAACUGUUCCAAAGGCUUCCAGGUUCAUGGUGGGAUUUUUUUUUUAAUAAAGAAAAAAAUAAUAAAAAGAGAAAAAAACGCAAGGUUGGGGGGCACUGUUCUGAAUCCCUACCUGCUGGAACCGAGAAUGUCAUUUCUAUUUUUAUAGAAGUUUUAUACAGCUCCAGGGUGGAGAAUAUUUAUUAACUAAAUUAUAUCUCUGGAAAAGGCCAGGAUUUUGUAGAAUCCAGAAUGUGAUUGUUUUACACACACAGGAUGCUGUGUAUUAUUGAAACUACUGACUUUCAGUGGCCCAUUUGCAGCCUGACUAGCCCGCCAGAGGGGCAGAGGAUUGAUGCUGUGACUUGGUAGAGAGGAGAGACCUGUGCUCCACAGAGCGCUGCACUUAUCAUGACUUCCCUCUCUGCUUCCCUCCAUUGUUGCCACCAUCCUGCAAUGCGUUACCCAAAGCCUUCUUGCCACAAGGGCUCAUUUGCCCUUCUCCCCCAAUGUUUCACCAGCAUCCAGUCUCAUGGGGCCAGCCUCUCCAGAUCUGAGACCCCCAAAGGUGGAUAUGAUCCCCCUUUCAGUGUUGGGAUCUGUAUCCAGUUGCAAGCUUAUGUUGAAGGGCUGUGAUCCCCGAAGAGGGAAGGCCAGGGUGUGAGGCAACUGGAAGCUGAGGCCCGCAGCUCUCUGAGCUGUCCCCUUGGCCCUCCUUUGUCCCCCAGUCAGGCUUUGCUGUUAACCAGCCUGGAGCACAGCUCUCUCCUCAGGCCAGAAAUGGGUUUUGUGGAAAAGCUGCUCCGUGUUGGCGGAAAGGCUUGGCCCAGCACCAAGCGAGAACUUGCAGUCAAGUCUUAAGUGGCCCUUUCACUCCCAUUGUGUCGUCUGCUGUAAUCUGUUUCUCAGUUACAUCAUGAAGUGAGUUUGUCUUGGAAGCAGCCAGACCUCCAACCUCCCUAAGACUGGGCCAGGCCCAAAAGGAAGCCGAGAGCUUGGAUUUCCCAAACGGAGCAGUUUGGGAAGAGGGCUUGUGAGCAUUGCCAGCGUCCAGCUGUCAGGGCACUUCUCACCAGGACGCCUCCUGCUUUUUUCUGGGGCUCAUAACAUAGUCCAGCGGGGGGCAUAGGGGUGGGGAGGAGUGGAUGAUUUGACCCAUGCAUUGGGUCUGGUCAAGUCUGCCGAGAAAUGUCAAAGGAAAUCCAGGCCUUGGUUUCUGUUUUGCCCCUGGCAGUCUGAUGUCUUCUUGGUGUCCUCCGUGUACUUUGACUUUCCCCUGUGUCCAUCGUUAGCAUGUGCGAAAGUUCCCUGUCACUUGCCUCCCCCAGAAGGCCUCCUUUGUUUCAGGGCUGUACACACAUUGAGUGUCCCUGUUUUCUCUCUCUUUGUUUGGACGUAUUGCUCUGUGUAACUCAGUGGGUCUCCCUCUUUCUGGUUUGUUUUUUUCUAGAUUCCUGCCGUUUGUUCAUCGUUGUGCCUAAAGCAUGUCGAUGUGGCGUCAAGUACAUCGUCCAAAUCCUUGUCUCUUCAGCUUCUCUGAUGCUUGAACUCUCACCUUUGACCUUGUGUUGACCUUUGAUGCUGAUGUGUAUUUUUUAUUAUGUUUGUUUCUUUCUUUGUUUUUCUUUAAUUUUUUUUGUGCUGCCAAAUUGGUUUUGCUAGAACGACUGCUGAAGGGGAAAUAUUUAAACUUGCAUUUGAAUAUAAAAAAAUCUAUUUUUCUAGAACUUCAUAAGAUAACCACUUGAUUUUGUGAUUCCAAUUCUUUGUAAUUGUCUUCAGAGCAGCCCUACUAGCACAUGCCGUGUGGUGUUUGUAUUUCUGUGAACACACAGCCAGUCCGUUUCGAGGCUUUGUUUUUCUGUGUGCUUAGUUUUAAAGCAAAACUUUGAAGCAAACAAUGAAAUAAAAGACGUCACUAAACCUUUGAGGCUCCUGAGCACAUUUUGCUGAUCUAGUUUCUGGGGCUUGAGGAGACAGCAUGUAUUUUUUUUUCUUGAGUUCUUAACUGCAGAAAACACUUGAACUCCCUUUUCUGUGUUGACAGCAGGCAGCCUUCUGGCCUUCCUGCACCUCUUCUUUGUUCUCUCUUCCCCCCCCCACCUUGGUUCUCCGCCUCCAUCUUUGGUGAACCUUUGGAUCCACAUUGAUGUCCUGUUUCAUUAACUCCCAUGCUUGUUUCUACAAUCUCCUCAGCAAAAUGUGAUGCUUUGGUUUUCCUUUCCAACUCAGAUAAUGCCCAGAAAACCCACGUUUUGCAUGUUUCCUGCUGUUUUCUUCACACCUUCGUAUAUAUCACCUUCACCUCUCUGUUUUCUAUAGUUUGUGCAAAAACUGACUGAUUUAAAGGGUUUCAAAGAAGCUGUUUCAAAUUGUUGUGGGGUUGAUUUUUUUUUCUAGAUUGUUUUUUUAUUUUUGAUGUGGCAAAUUUCUCCUCGGUUGCCCAUAAGAUUGCUUGCCUGUGCGCUUGGACUGUCUCCUGAUUUGGCCUCCAGGCCUGGGAGGGAGCUUCUGGGAGGCUGGUUGUACACUGGUCAGGUAGAAAUCUGAGUAUAGGGGAAGACCUAAGGAUAUAUGGAAAGGGGAAAAGAGAUGGGAAUCCAGAAGGUGGCUGUGGGUGGGACACUUAACAGCAACAUUUCUUUGAAAAAUCCCCUCACACAGAGACCUCCUUAGGAAGUUUGUGCCUUUCAUUGACUUCCUGAUCCUUUGAGAGACUGUGAGCCCCAUUUACCCUCCAAGGAAAGUUCCGUUUUUUGACUCUCUGUUGGAAAGAGCCUGUAACCCUGCUGGUAAUGCAAGUACCAGCUCUUUUCCUAGGUGACAAGCACAACACCAGUCUGCCUGCUGUUUACAGACCUUGGGCACUUCCCCGGAUCUUCCACACUCCCUGUCUCCCUUCCCCUGGAGGAAGAGCCAGCAGCUGUUCUCCCUGCCCUUCAUAGGGGCCACUUUCCCCAGUCUCCCGGGAUUCAUUGGACAACCCAUUUCAAUAAAAGGUUGAAUUGCGUAGAAGUGAGGUCUGGUCAUUAAGAAGUGGAAGGGUAAAGAGAAGGAUUGAGGAAUGACCAGUUGGUUGAAGAUGGAAAUUAUAUAAAGGAGUGAGUGUAAGGAUGGCACCCAGACAUGCCAGAGCCUUCUGGGGGCCAUGGGGAGAUAAAGUGUCCUGAUUCUCCAGGACUUGGGGGACAGAUACUGAAAGGCCUAGAAGGAAACAUUCGGUGCCGCUGGAAAGGCCUGAAGGAGCAAGUCCCAGCAGUAUUCCAGUUCUGGGUGUCGGCAUCUUGGGGAGUGCUACCCUGUAGUAAGCAGGAAGGGGAGAGGCGGGCAAACAGAAGGGGGUUUGCAUGGAAAAAGGCCAGAAGCGCCCUGAUCCUCGGGCUGCGAGCACCACAGUCUGACUGCACAGAGCACCUUUGGAGGCAGAAGGCCCGAGUGAGACCCUGCCCCCUCCCCACCUUUAUCCAGAGAAUCUGUGUUUUGCCAAUCUGUUUUGCUUUUGAUUUCAAAAGGAGCUCUGGGGAAGCCUGUGGAUAAAACCAAAAUGCCAAGCGUUGGAUGUUAUUUUCCUUUCCUUUCCUUUCCUCUCUUUGAUUGUUUUAGUUGUUCUGUGGUGGUUUUAAUGGAUUUGAGACCCUGGGAACGGCAGCUGCCUUUCUGAUUUCCAGCUGCUUUUUGUGAAUAAUUUAAAAAGAAAAAAAAAAAAGAAACUUUCCAUUUUGGAGACAAACCUGUGUGAGUUUUUUAUUGGUACAAACGUUGUAUUUAAACACUAGGGGUUUUGUACAGUUUUUUGCCUUUUCUACUAGAAAACAAUGUAAAGUGAUUUCACAAUGUGAAGAGAAAACAUUGCCACUAUGACCAAACGUACAGUCUGUUCUGCAGCAGCAAGGGGUUCAAUCAACUCGAAGUCGUGAUUCAGUUGUAGAGAUGCUUUCCCCUUAACCUUGUUCAGGCCUUUCCUUUCUUUUCCCUGUUUUGAUUUGCAAAAGAAACCGUCUCUUUUGUGUGACAUUGUGUUGUACUCUGUAGAAAAUUAUGGAUUUUACUUUAAUCGUUAAAAAAAAAAAUCUACAAAUAAAAUAGUUUAAAAAAAAGGCGGCAGCAAGAAGAGCCCUGGUCGCAGAGCUUGUGUGGUGGGCGUAAAGAUGAAACGAUUGUUACAAGCCUGGAACAAGCGAGUAUGUGUUAAAGAAGGAGAUCUCCUUCCUUUGUGUGGUUUUCCUUUUGUCCCGAUGGGGAACCUAAACCUGUUUUAAUUGCACAGACACACGGACAAAAAGUCAUUUUGUAUCUGCCAAGUGUGGUACCUUCCUUUGUUUAUUUGCUAUUAAACUGUUUGAGAAGA